Molecule: messenger RNA, 597 nt
Organism: Lactuca saligna
Lineage: Eukaryota; Viridiplantae; Streptophyta; Magnoliopsida; Asterales; Asteraceae
Source: the annotation of a GenBank genome assembly
AUGCUCAAUCGUAUGGUCGGUAUUUCGGGAUCUGGUACUCUUCCAAAACAAGGGGAGAAGCUAAGAAGCCAAAUGAUGAAGAACCUAAGAAAACAGUUGGUGAAUCUGAAGCUUAAGCUCAGGAAUGAGAGGCUCGUGAAGCACAUGUCAAAAGCCCUCUUCCCUCUCUGGUCCAUCGAGCGGAUUCUGAAUGAGGCAGUUAAUAAUCUGAACGUUUAUUGGUUGGAACCAGAUGCUUUAUUUAAAUUGGAAAAUAGUUUGGAGUCUCAUCUUGACUUUUCGACCACUCUGAAGGCAUUCAUGUUUCGUUGCUAUGAAAAGAUUGAGAAAGAUCCUAAUUCGGAUAACGAUGUUAAUCACUCACUAUUCUCAUUCUAUCUUAAAUAUGGAAAGCCACAGUAUCAAACUUGGAGUUCGAAGAAGAUUGUAGUUGUGAAGGUCUUUGGACCUGUUAAGACCGAAAGCUUUAUAAAUGUGAUAUUUAAAGUUGUUCAAGGAGCUGGGAGUUCUGUUUUUGAAUUCUCACUUGCUAAUCUACCAUGCCUUAAUCCGUAUGAUAGGAUUUCCUUGUUCAAUCGUUUGUCAAAAGAUGAAUAG